Molecule: messenger RNA, 482 nt
Organism: Cryphonectria parasitica EP155
Lineage: Eukaryota; Fungi; Ascomycota; Sordariomycetes; Diaporthales; Cryphonectriaceae
Exons: 1
Coding region: 33-437 (134 amino acids)
Cellular component (GO): mitochondrion
Source: RefSeq, a predicted model, not a curated record
CCCCAAAACCCGACGAGCCGGACAACUGCUGCAUGAGCGGGUGUGUCAACUGCGUGUGGGACCGGUACCGUGACGAGAUGGAAGAAUGGGCGCUCGCCAACGCCGAGGCACAGAGCAGAUUAGCUGCGGGAAGCUCUAGCGAGGAGGGCGCAUCGGCAGCUGUGGCCUCGGAGCGAGAGGGGGCGAAUGUCGGCGUGCGGCCAUCGCUUGCAGAAACAACAGCAGGGCAUACGGUGGUCAGCAUGGACGAUGACGGCGGCGGAUCGGAGACGAACUGGGAUGUGGGCGCAAAGGCUCCAGUGGGUCCUGGCAGGAUUGCCAAGGACUUCUGGAACGAUGAUUUAUAUAAAAAUGUUCCAGUUGGUAUUAGGGAAUUUAUGAAGCAGGAGAAGAAGUUGAAGGAGAAACAUUUGCGGGAGGGCACCACUGGAGGCUAGUAUCUUUAAUGACCAUCCGCCUCUCUGGGGCUUACUUUCUGCUGC